AUGUCAUCCAUAUCCAAACGAUGUAUUCGUCCUCUGCUCAACUAUUCUCAGUAUAUUAAAUAUUUCCGACGAUUUGUUGUGACUGUCACUGAUGAGUAUCGGCCAGCAAUAAAAACUCGUUCAUCGAUUAAAGGCAUCGAACUAUUACGAAAUCCAUCACUAAACAAAGGUAUGGCAUUUACGAUCGAAGAAAGGCAAAAUAUGGGUAUACAUGGCUUGCUACCACCAGCAGUACUUUCGCAAGAUAUUCAAGCUCUCCGUGUAAUGACGAAUUUACAUCGUGCGCAAAAUGAUUUCGAUCGUUACAAUGAAUUGAUGAAUCUAUGCGAAAGAAAUGAAAAAUUGUUCUAUCGAGUUAUUGCUGAUAACCUCGAACUACUUUUACCGAUUGUUUACACACCAACAGUCGGCCUCGUCUGUCAAAAAUAUGGUUUAAUAUUUAAGCGGCCAAGAGGUUUAUUUAUCACUAUACAUGACAAAGGUCAUAUAUACGAUAUUCUAUGCAAUUGGACAGAGGAACAAGUGAAAGCUAUUGUUGUGACUGAUGGGGGACGAAUUUUAGGUUUAGGAGAUCUUGGUGCGUUUGGAAUGGGAAUUCCGAUUGGUAAACUACAAUUAUAUACAGCGAUUGCUGGAAUACCUCCACAAAAUUGUCUACCGAUCAUGCUAGAUGUCGGUACAAAUAAUGAGGAAGUUUCGACAAAUCCUCUCUAUAUCGGUUUAAGACAACAACGUGUCAGAGGGAAAGAGUAUGAUGAAUUCAUUGAUGAAUUCAUGGCAGCAGUUGUCCAUCGUUUCGGAUGGAAUUGUCUUAUACAGUUUGAAGACUUUGCUAGUGAUAAUGCUUAUCGACUAUUGGAAAGGUAUCAAAAACGCUAUUGUACAUUUAAUGACGACAUUCAAGGUACUGCUGCUGUUGUUCUUGCUGGUCUUAUUGCUGCACUUCGGAUCACCGGUACCAAACUAUCUGAAAACACUUAUCUCUUUGUCGGUGCAGGUCAAGCAGCUUGUGGUAUAGCAGAUCUAGUAACACAUGCGAUGAUACGUGAAGGGGCGUCUCCCGAAGAGGCAAGAAGUAAAAUUUGGAUGUACGACGUACAUGGUCUCAUUGUUCAAGGUCGACUACAAGGUGAUUUAGACGGUCCUAAAGCGUCUUAUGUCAAGAAAGGAAAAGCAAUUAAAGAUCUUUCAUCAGUAAUUGACUACGUCAAGCCAACAGUGCUGAUGGGUGCUAGUGGUGUUGGACGUCUUUUCCAUGAUGGUGUUCUGAAAAAAAUGGCUCAAGCUAACGAACGUCCAAUUAUUUUCGCUCUAUCGAAUCCUACCAGUCGAGCUGAAUGUACGGCCGAAGAAGCUUACCGUGAAACUGACGGUCGAUGCAUCUUUGCAUCGGGUAGUCCAUUCAAGCCGGUGGUUUAUAAAGACAAAACAUUCCAUCCAGGGCAAGGAAAUAAUGCUUACAUAUUUCCAGCAAUUGCGCUAGCAACAAUUGCAUGUUCUGCUCGUCAUGUUGAGGAAGAUAUGUUUUUAAUUGCUGCUCAACAACUCGGCUCAUUAGUCAGCGAAAAAGACCUCGAAUCCGGUCGUGUUUAUCCACCUGUGCCCAGCAUUCAUGAUGUGACAGUCAAAAUAGCUGCUCAUUUAGUCGAACAUCUUUACAAAACAAAACGAGCAUGGAACUAUCCAGAACCAAAUGAUAAAGAAGAAUUCAUACGUAUGCAAUUAUAUGACACAUCGUAUCCAUAUUUUGGCCCUUCGGCAUGGAAUUGGCCUGAACCGCAUGAUAAGGCUCGAUGCAUUCCAUCUAUUGAUGAUAAUAUUUCUCUUGGUUCUUAA
Adineta ricciae is the source of this 1836-nucleotide messenger RNA. NCBI's taxonomy places the organism in Eukaryota, Metazoa, Rotifera, Eurotatoria, Adinetida, Adinetidae. The record is from the annotation of a GenBank genome assembly.